This is a messenger RNA of Xyrauchen texanus (razorback sucker), 5952 nucleotides long. Its product is annotated as leucine-rich repeat-containing protein 4B-like. The coding region runs from base 527 to 2731 and encodes 734 amino acids. Gene Ontology annotation, molecular function: protein binding. Gene Ontology annotation, cellular component: plasma membrane. The record is from RefSeq and is a predicted model, not a curated record. Lineage: Eukaryota; Metazoa; Chordata; Actinopteri; Cypriniformes; Catostomidae. The transcript is spliced from 4 exons.
GAGAAAGACAGGGAAGAGGAGACAUCGACUCCGCGCCAGAGCUUCUGAGGAAUAUAUUUAAAUUAAAAACAAAUAAAGAAGACAAAAGAUACAGCCCUAUGUAGCAGUGGCAGCACAGAGAGGGAGACAGGGAGUCCCAGGAGAGGUUAUGAGUCCCCAGAGCCGAAUGAUGGAGCCAUCCCUGUUACAUAGCCUUGGUGUUGGGCUAUGGUCAUCAGGAGCCAAUGCUCAUGUGAUGGUGACAUGCAAGAUGUAAAACAUGUGUUCAUCACAAAGAGGCCUGUCAAAUCAGAAGACCCUUUAAAGGAAUGAAGGCACAACUCAUGUAAUUGUAUCUGUACUUUGAAAAACAUCAAAUCAGCUUACCAACCAAGGAGACUGAAUAUUUCCACUGAAAAAUGCAGCCAUGAACUGAAGCCUUGAGAACGCUACAAAAGUGAACAGACAAAUUUCAAAAGACAUUUGAACCUUUAAAAUCAGCCUAUCAACCUCUUUGGAACACAGGAAGGGUCAUGACCCAGUUGCCAUGCGCAUCACCACGGUGACCAGCCUUCCUAGUCCCUCCCCCCUCCUCCUCUUAUUUGCCCAGCUGCUGUUGUGGCUCAUCCUCCCAGGCCAAGAGACAGUGGGAGCGGUCUCUACCUGUCCCACCCCUUGCAGUUGUUCUAAUCAAGCUAGUCGAGUAAUCUGUACAAGACGAAACUUGGACGAGGUGCCCGAGAGUAUAUCAAACAACACACGAUACCUCAACCUACAGGAGAACUCGAUACAGGUGAUAAAGUCAGACACAUUCAAACACUUACGGCACCUGGAGAUCCUCCAGCUCUCCAAGAACCAGAUUCGUCAGAUAGAGGUCGGUGCUUUCAAUGGCCUCCCAAACCUCAACACAUUGGAACUGUUUGACAACCGCCUCACGCUGGUGCCAUCACAGGCUUUCGAGUACCUCAGCAAGCUGCGGGAGCUGUGGUUACGAAACAAUCCCAUUGAGACCUUACCAGGCUACGCCUUUCACCGUGUUCCCUCCCUGCGGCGUCUUGACUUAGGCGAACUCAAGAAGCUGGAUUAUAUAUCUGAUGCAGCCUUUGUUGGACUCAUCAACCUGCGCUACCUAAACUUGGGUAUGUGUGGUCUGAAGGACAUCCCUAACUUGACCCCCCUGGUGCGAUUAGAGGAGCUGGAGUUGUCUGGAAACCGUCUGGAAAUCAUCAGACCUGGAUCCUUUCAGGGCUUAGAAUCUUUGCGCAAACUGUGGCUCAUGCAUUCUCAAAUGUCUGUCAUUGAGCGCAAUGCCUUUGAUGAUCUCAAGAACCUAGAGGAGCUCAACCUAUCUCAUAAUUCCCUGCACUCAUUGCCCCAUGAUCUUUUCACACCUCUGCAGAAGUUGGAGAGGGUGCACCUCAAUCAUAACCCAUGGGUGUGCAACUGCGACGUGCUGUGGCUAAGCUGGUGGCUCAAAGAAACUGUACCGAGCAACACAACCUGCUGUGCACGGUGCCAUGCACCACCCUACCUUAAGGGAAAAUACAUUGGAGAGCUCGACCAGAGCCAUUUCACCUGCUAUGCCCCUGUCAUUGUGGAGCCACCCACUGACCUUAAUGUAACUGAGGGCAUGGCUGCUGAGCUCAAGUGUCGCACUGGUACCUCCAUGACCUCUGUCAACUGGAUAACCCCAAACGGAACCUUAAUGACCCAUGGCUCCUAUCGUGUCAGGAUUUCCGUGCUGCAUGAUGGCACACUGAAUUUCACCAACGUAACUCUGCGUGACACGGGCCAGUACACCUGCAUGGUGACCAACUCAGCAGGAAACACCACGGCAACUGCUGUCCUGAAUGUGACUGCAGCAGAUGUCAAUGUCAACUACACCUACUUCACCACGGUCACUGUGGAAACAGUCGAGACCACAGGAGAAGAAGAUUCUGCCUUGCGUGCCAUCAAUGAGACCUUCAUCCAUAUUCCUGGCCCUACACCUUCUGGGCACCUCUGGCAUGAGGUUGUCCCCACUACCGCCUCUUCUCUCUCAAUCCUUGGCUCAUCGUCCUCUCCCCGUGCAACCAAACCCACUUUAACCCUUCCCAUAUCUGAACCCAACUACCCUUCUGGUCUUGAUGAUGUGAUGAAGACCACUAAGAUCAUCAUUGGUUGCUUUGUGGCCAUCACCUUCAUGGCUGCAGUCAUGCUGGUGGUGUUCUACAAGCUGAGGAAGCAGCACCAGUUGCACAAACACCAUGGGCCGGCACGAGCCAUAGAGAUCAUUAAUGUCGAAGAUGAGAUUGGAGCAGGAACAGGCCUUCGUGGUAGCGGCAUCUCAGGAGGUUCCACAGUACCACAAGGAGGAUCCUGUGGAGGCAGUCAGAGUUUCCGGCUUCACCACCCUGAAAUUGUCAACCUCCCAAACCUUGCACGAGCAGAGCAUCUCAACCAUUACUACAAGGCCCAUCACUUCAACAAUAACAUGAUGGGUCUGGGCCUUGGUGGAGGUUCUGUUGGAGGCCUAAACAAUAACAACAACCCCUCUCCUUGCUCCCAGGCCCAGACUACCCCCAUCUCUUGCACACAGGUGCCAGUUUCUGCAGGUAGCACACCAUGCCCCAUGCCUUCUUCAAUGCCCCUGCCGACCCUUGGCUUCCAUGGGUCACUGAAAGGCCUGAUAGGCAAAGGGCAGAACCCACAGAUUGAGCCAUUGCUCUUCAAGAGUGGCUCCAAGGAGAAUGUCCAAGAAACCCAGAUCUGAAGUCAAGGAAGAGAGAGAGAGAGAGAAAGAGGGAGAGAGAGAAUGGUAAAUGUACAAAUAAAGGAUUGAGAAGUAGUAUCAGGGAGACCGAAACAGAUGAAGGGUAUUGGCUGUUCAACCCCUAUGGGUAUGUUCUCAGGAGUAAUGAGAAAGUUAAGCCCAGCAUUGUAUGAAAUAUUAUCUUCAGAAGAAUAAGGCACAGCUAUGAAACCACUACAAAGUAAAUGCGCUGGUAGAGAGUGUGGGAGUCUCUAGAAGGCAACCACACUGCAGUAAAAAUCACAGUCUUUGUCACACUCUGAUCCACACAUAUUAAGGGGAUCAUCGAACAUCAGCAAACAAUAACACACUUGCCAAAACAAUAUGAAUCAAUACAUUACUUUUUAAUGCAAGAUUGAUAAUUAUGUGCCAGACUUGCACCAAUCUGUGCCAAGGCAAAAUCUUUGCACAUCAGCAUAAAUACGCAUAUGUACAGACACAAUCUCAGAAGAUAAAAAGAUCAAUACAUAUGUGCAUAUACAACCUCAUACACAGAACUCCAUAAAUAAAGCAGAGAUACUACAAAAUGAAAAACACAUCAUAGGCACCAUCAGGUAGGAAGUGUAUAUAGGAAUACAUGAACCUUUAAGUAUUUCCAAUACAGACACAAAUGGCUGAGAACGAAAGGUAACCCAUGCUAACGGUUUAGAGUGCAAAAGAUAACAAAAUGGAUCAUUCAAAUUUUGUAGAGGUUCGCAGUCCUGCUGAAGGAAAGUGGAUUAAUAGACCAGCACUGUGUAUAGGGCUUGUGUUUUGUGAUGAUGGACUCUCUCCCCAAUGGCUCUCACAGAAAAUGUGCCGAAAGUGCAAAAAGACAAUGAAAGAUAUACAAAUUUUAAGAGAAUAUGUCAACUAUGAAAGUAUACAUGAUAUAUAAAUCAGAGUGUCUAUUUACACUAAGUGCAAAUAGCCUAUCUUGUUAGCAGAGGCUAUUUACACCAACUCCCACCACCGCUCAGACCAAACUCAAGACAGUCACGACAGAUUUAUUUGUGGUCAACUGCUAAUCAAUGAAUGUAGGCACAUUUGUAUUUUUCAUGAUGGGGCAGAGACAUUACACUGGUUAACAGGUUAGACAUUUAGUGGAUUAAGAUAUUGGAUAACUAAGUGACUAUUUGCACUCCAAAAGUUCAAAGUGCCCCCCAUGUGCAGCUGUAGUAGCUCUGGGUGUAAUGACAGUAUGUGUAUGUGUUGUCACGCUGGAGAACUGGGUUUGAAACCCACCCUUUGACACUUGUUCGCUAUUUCUGUACUCUUAAUAUUUCCUAUAACACUACUUAUAGUAAUAAAUUAAAGAGAUGAAUUGCAUUGAUUUGGUCACAGUAAUAGUCGGGGAGUUGAGAGAAGGAUUUGAUCUGGUUAAAAUUAACCAUGGUUUUACUGUAGUAAUAUUGCAGUAACCAAUAUAGUUCUGAUGUACUAACCAUGUUGUUACUACAGUAACAUGUUGUUAAUAGUAGUUAAUAGUAACCAUGUUUAAUUUUGUGGUUACUAUGAUUUUACUAGAAAAAUAUCGUGGUGAUACUAUGGUUACUUGUGAGUGGUGGUGGUGUAGUGGCUAAAGCACAGGGCUGUUAAUCAGAAGGUCGUUGGUUUGAACCCCACGGCCACCACCAUUGUGCCCUUGAGCAAGGCACUUAACUCCAGGUUGUUCCGGGGGGGAUUGUCCCUGUAAUAAUUGCACUGUAAGUCGCUUUGGAUAAAAGCGUCUGCCAAAUGCAUAAAUGUAAAUGUAAAUGUAAAACCAUGGUUAAUUUUUGUAAGUUAGGGGUAGAGGUUGGUGUAGUGGUUGGUGUAACGCUAUUUGCACUUAGUGCAAAGAACAUGCUUUUUUUGCUUUUUACAGUUAGUGAAAAUAGCAUCUGUCGCUAUUUGCACAUAGUGUAAAUAGCAUCUAUGGCUAUUUACACUUAUUGCAAAUAGCCUCUGCCUAUAUAAAUAUAUUUUAAUUCAGAGAAAUAAAUUAAGAAGAAUCUUUAAAUUUUUCUGAAUGAAAGCCAUGGCUUUUGAAGAAUUUACCAACUGCUGUUGUAGUGCUUUGUCACUGAUAAAUCCUUUUUCUGCUUAAAAACACAUCUGAAACUGUUACACCCUUGUGGGACUUAAGGGAUAUGCUGAGGAGACAAAGGUACAGGGAUGCAUUUAAGAAUUCUGGAAAAUUUAUUUGACUUCAGAUACUUUGGCUUUGUUUUCCUUAAAAGGGACCUUCUUGUUCUAUAACUAACAGGGUUAUUGAGGAGAGGUGAUUUUAAUUCACAUUAUAAAUACACUACUGUAUGAAUCUACAGGUCUUUGUUCAAAUUGAUCCAAAUUGUGUCAAUAUCAGAUACAGACAAUAAUGAUGACACUAUGUAAUGCAAUGAAAAUAAACUGUAACGGUUGAUCUACAUGCUGCUAUACAGGGAAAAUGGGAAGUUGUGAAAUCUGAUUUCAAAAACAGGUUAAUGUUGACAUUACAUUACACGUACUAUCAUCAUUAUUGAAAAGUAUCAAAAGCAUAGAAAUUGUUUUAGUCAGUUUCUUUGUUUUUACCUAGAGGUGAUGCUUGUAUUUCAUUGUGUAAAAAGUGUUGCUACAGCUGAUAAUCCCCUCGUUGGAAUAGCAGUGGAAGGACUGACAAUGACAACAUUUAGCUUGAAGCACCAUGAAUAACUACAGUGACAAAAAAAAAAUGGAUGGGCCUUAAAAUGGCUCCCUCAAUGGCCUGUACCCUCUGUUUUUUGUACAAGACAAAACUUUAUCAGGACCCUACCUUUUUGCCCAUGAUUCAGAACAGUACACAAACUCUGGUGAUUCCUGCAGGGGUAAUAUGGAUUAUAGUGAACACUGUGUCCGGACAUGUGGACGGAACUACUGUAUGAGCAGAGAUUCUGAAAGCAAAUGGAGGACAGCAUUUGAAAGGUAAGAGCAACCCACUCAGUGAGCGAGAUUUGGAGUUUGGAAAACUUUUUUAAAAAUUUAAAUGGACAAAUAAAUGAAAACUAUAGAAACUUAUAGAGCUCUUUUAAAAACAAAACUAUUAUGAUAAUAAGUGUCUUUCAUUACUUGUUUUUAUCUAGUUUCAUUUUGUUUUUUGUUUUUCAAAAUCAAGAGUUAUCUUAAUUGUAAUAUUGUUCUUGUUAUUAUAAUUAGCUAAUAUUACACUCGUUAUAAUUAUGAAAAAUGUUCUGUUAGCAGAAGUC